CCGCAACAACUCAAAUCUCAAUCCGGUCUUCCGACGUUGGCGCUGCCCAUAAUUCGAAAUGCCCGUGAACAUAUUCGGGGCUGCCUUUCAUGAGCAAAAGCUCGUUAAGAAAGCCCUCGAGUCCUUCUAUGCCCUCGGCCCGCAGACAUCAGCGCGCAUCCUUGCCAAGUACUGCAUCCACCCUCGCGCGAAGAUUGGUACUCUGCCGCCCAAGACUGUCACCGCCCUGACGGCCGAACUGUCGACGAUGACCAUCGAAAGCGACGCGAGGAAGAUUCUUCAAGACAACAUCAAACGGUUACGAGAUAUGGGCACAUACCGGGGCAGGCGGCAUGCCAUGGGUCUGCCAGUGCGUGGCCAGCGGACAAGAAACCAGAUCGAGACGGCGAGGAAACUCAACAAGGUCGAGCGUCGGGGGUAAACGAAGCAACGAUAUUGGGCAACGGUUCGGAUGGGGUACGGUUCUGGGCGAGUGAUCAACACGCUGAACGGCUGGCGUAGACGAUGCUUGAUUGCGGCGCAUUCGGAAGAUUUCCGUCGAGCAAUGGCGCUCCGGAAAGUGUUUCUAUGUACAAUACAGAAUAUAAUUCAGGACAGCCAAGCCCUUGAUCAUUGCUCCCCGGCUUGCUCCCCGGUUAGUCACAGUGCAGCUGCUCAGAGCU
This is a messenger RNA of Parathielavia appendiculata, 662 nucleotides long. Its product is annotated as ribosomal protein S13. Gene Ontology annotation, molecular function: RNA binding; structural constituent of ribosome. Gene Ontology annotation, cellular component: mitochondrion; small ribosomal subunit; ribosome. The coding region runs from base 59 to 421 and encodes 120 amino acids. Gene Ontology annotation, biological process: translation. The record is from RefSeq and is a predicted model, not a curated record. The transcript is spliced from 2 exons. NCBI's taxonomy places the organism in Eukaryota, Fungi, Ascomycota, Sordariomycetes, Sordariales, Chaetomiaceae.